GAACUGAAAUUCUACGGGACUUUGGUGAAGACAAAAAGACAAAAGUAAUGGCAUUUCACUGAUAUAUCAAUAUGCACUGCACUUGUUGGUGUGUCUGUAAACCUGUAGGUUGUGUGGUUGUCUUUUUGUCAGACACACGCUCUUCAUUCAAGACUUCUGUAAGCAGCAGUAAUAAGGAUGUGAGGAAAUCUGCUGCCUUCACCGGUCACAGGCUCACAGCCUGUACUAAGAGAUAGGAUUAGUGAAUAAGAACAGGUUGGAAGGCUACAAAGCUCCUGUCCCUUGCAAUUUCCUUCUUUAGGUUAUUAGUCUUGUCGAAGAACUUCCCUGAAUUGUCUGAGCAGAAACAGAAGAAAAGGCUGGAUUUAUUUUAUUUUUCGUGGUGUUUGGAACGUACUGCGGAGAAGGCAAGUUCUGGAUCAUAAGCUUUGCUGAAAAUGUCUCUCCAGUUGUCUCCACAGGCACCCUGGAGGAAUAACAACAUCAGUUUUCUGAGCAGGGAAGCUGCUGUCACAGAACAAGGAGAGACCAUUAUAGGCUUCUACCUACUGGCUUUAGGUUGGAUGUCUUGGUUUGGAAAUAGCGUCGUGAUUUUUGUCCUGUAUAAACAGAGACAUCUUCUGCAGCCCACUGACUACCUUACAUUUAACUUGGCUGUAUCAGAUGCCAGUAUCUCUGUGUUUGGUUAUUCAAGGGGGAUCAUUGAAAUAUUCAAUGUCUUCAGAGAUGAUGGAUUCAUUAUCACAUCGAUAUGGACUUGCCAGGUUGAUGGUUUCCUCACACUUCUCUUUGGCCUGGCUAGCAUUAACACCCUCACAGUGAUCAGUGUGACUCGCUAUAUAAAAGGCUGCCAUCCUGAGAGAGCUCACUGUAUCAGCAACAGCAGUAUGACAGUGGCUAUGGUCCUCAUCUGGAUAGCAGCCUUUUUCUGGUCAGCAGCUCCACUGCUCGGCUGGGGCAGCUAUACAGAUCGCAUGUAUGGAACAUGUGAGAUAGAUUGGGCAAAGGCCAACUUCUCUACAAUCUACAAGUCCUACAUUAUCUCUAUUUUUAUCUGCUGUUUCUUCCUACCUGUAACAGUCAUGGUCUUCUCAUAUGUGUCAAUUAUCAAUACUGUCAAAUUAAGCCAUGCAUUAACAGGACUCAGUGAUCCCACAGAGAGGCAGAGGAGAAUGGAGCGCGAUGUCACCAGGGUAUCUAUUGUUAUUUGCACAGCCUUCAUCAUUGCAUGGUCACCAUAUGCUGUCAUCUCUAUAUGGUCUGCAUAUGGUCACCCUGUGCCCAACCUUACCAGCAUCCUUGCCAGUUUGUUUGCUAAGUCUGCCAGUUUCUACAAUCCUAUCAUCUACUUCGGAAUGAGCUCCAAAUUUCGGAGGGACAUUUUUAUCUUGUUCCAUUGUGCCAAGGAAGUCAAGGACCCUGUGAAACUCAAACGUUUCAAAAACCUCAAGCAAAAACAAGAACCUUCUCAGAAAGAAGAGAAGUACGCAGCAGAAAUGCAUCCUGCACCGAGCCCCGAUUCUGGUGUGGGAAGUCCAACCAACACCCCACCUCCAGCAAACAGGGAAGAGUAUUUUGGUAUUCUUGAUACACCAUCUAAUAGCCCUGACAUCGAAUGUGAUAGACUGUAAGUUUUGUGGCCACUUUACAUAUGCACCCAACUUGUGUCCAGGAAGACCCUCUUCAGAUCACUGUCUGAGUGAUAUCCCAACUCUCAAUCCAUCUGUUUCUUGCUACAGCACUGACAACUCCACAACUCAAGCAAGUCAGAUGACAAAGAGAUACUUUCCUUCUAUGUAGGUACAGAAUGCUACAAAACACAUUACAGCAGGAGCAGCACACAGUGCCCAAAACAUUCAAUUUUCACACAUACAAAAGAAAAGGAAGGCUCACUUGUGAAGAACAGGCUAGCAAAAAAAAAUUAGCUAGCAAAAAAAAAAUACUAGUAUGUUCCUAUUCCAAUUUUAUUAAUCAUAAGAUUACAUUUCCAAAUGUAUUUUUUACUCUUCAGCAGUCCCAGCCAUAGCAGAUCUCUUCUGCUCUGUGGUGCAGCAGUUACCACUCACUGAAGAAAACACCCCACCCCCCCAAGCUGGCAGGCAAAGCUGCUCCUCCCUGAAUACAGGGGUAGAAUUGCCAUGCCCACAUGGGUAUGCAUCGGACUGCCUGUGCACACCCAACUCCACAUGUGUCUAUGCAAGUGCUAGGAGCUGUAGAUCUUGGUAUUUUGUAGUCACUGUAGGUUUAACGGAGACUUUAUACUUUUCCUUGUUUGCUUCCAGAAUUAUUUCCAUCUUCCCUGACUUUUCCAGUGAGCAGGGCCUGGAUGUAGUAUGCACAUGCCCAAAAGCUGGCUUUAACUUUCCUCAUGUGUCUCUCUAUCUCAAUUGCUUUUCUAGAUGACUGUUAAGGUGGAGCAUGAGAUGUUUUGCAGCCAAGGAAACCAAUGACAGUAAGACAGUAAGAGUAUUGAAGUGCUAUUUACAAAAUAUAA
Molecule: messenger RNA, 2494 nt
Organism: Gallus gallus (chicken)
Lineage: Eukaryota; Metazoa; Chordata; Aves; Galliformes; Phasianidae
Product: rhodopsin, GQ-coupled-like
Exons: 6
Coding region: 438-1631 (397 amino acids)
Biological process (GO): G protein-coupled receptor signaling pathway
Cellular component (GO): membrane
Molecular function (GO): G protein-coupled receptor activity
Source: RefSeq, a predicted model, not a curated record